AUGAUAUCUUCAAGAAUGUUAUCUCAUGACUCAAGAUCUAAUAGACAAACUCCAAAUAAUAUUCUUUCGAAUCAAAUAACACCAUCAAGAACUCAUUCAAGAUCUAGUAGUCACAUUUCAAAUGAUUAUACACCUUCAAGAACUUAUAAUUUAAGAUCUAGUAGUUACAUUUCAAAUGAUUAUAUACCUUCAAAUCGAUCAACAGAAACUUUAGAAUGA
Messenger RNA from Funneliformis caledonium, 219 nucleotides. The record is from the annotation of a GenBank genome assembly. Lineage: Eukaryota; Fungi; Glomeromycota; Glomeromycetes; Glomerales; Glomeraceae.